Molecule: messenger RNA, 1125 nt
Organism: Carya illinoinensis
Lineage: Eukaryota; Viridiplantae; Streptophyta; Magnoliopsida; Fagales; Juglandaceae
Product: putative disease resistance RPP13-like protein 1
Exons: 2
Coding region: 1-1125 (374 amino acids)
Source: RefSeq, a predicted model, not a curated record
AUGCCCUUGUUUCUACCUUCAACUUUUGAUAACCUUGUCAACUUGCGCCACCACAAUAUUCUAAAUACAUUCUCAUUGGAAGGAAUGCCUCCACAAAUCGGUAAAUUGACAUGUCUACGGACACUGUCUCAUCUAGUUGUGGGAGAAGCAAGUUGCUCUGGAGUAAAGGAGCUGGGGCCUUUAUUGCAUCUUCAAGGGACACUCUGUAUUUCAAGAUUGGAGAAUGUGAUUGAACCUAGGGACGCUAAGUUAAUUGAAAAGUCUGGCCUUGAUGGCUUGUUAUUGGAAUGGAGUGACAACUUGAACGAGUCAAAAGACAGAACAAGUGAAUUAGAUAUACUUAGCAUGCUACACCCUGGAGGCACUUUGAAAGAGCUCAUUAUCAGAUGCUAUGGUGGUGCAAGAUUUCCAUCUUGGUUAAGAUAUUCCUUAUUUCCUAAUAUGGUGCUCCUAAGGAUUGAAAAUUGUCAAAAAUGCACAUCAUUGCCACCAACUGGACAAUUACCUUCACUCAAAGACCUUUCAAUCGAAGGCAUGGAUAGUGUGAAGAAUAUAGGUGCGGAGUUUUAUGGGGAAAAUUGCCAACAAACUUUUAGAUCCUUGGGGACACUGUAUUUCAAGGGGAUGGGAGAAUGGGAGAACUGGAUUCCUUAUGGAGAAUUCCCACACCUGCAAAAGCUUUUUAUAGGAGACUGUCCCAAGCUUUUGGGAAAGUUACCUAACCACCUUCCCUUACUAGAGAGUUGUGAUAUAUGGAUGUUGGCAGUUGAAUUCACUUGUCGAAUAAAAGGGUCUGAUAUGGGUGGGCUGACAAAGGCAAAAGAUUUAGCCAUUUUCAAGUGCAAGGAGUUGGCACAUUUGUGGUCAGAUGAUGUGGGAUCGCUGCCACAGCUCCCAUGUCUUCGUGUUUUGAAGAUUGAGAGCUGUACCAAACUAGUUUCUUUGGUGGCAGAAGAAGUAGAAGAGCAGCUGCAACUUGGAAUGCCAUCUAUGGUCAGAGAAAUCGAGAUCCAGAAUUUCAUUGUCCUAGAAUCCUUACCCAAGGCAAUGAUGUACAACAACACAUGUCUGGGGUACAUUCAAAUUGUAGAAUGCGAUUCCCUACUGUACUUUGCAAAAGUCUAG